GCAAAAACAAAACUUGAAUAGAGAAUGGAGCACAAUACCUAACUAAAAGAGACUAACGGGUGAUUUUCUUCGGCUCAUCAAUUGCUCAGGUUUCUCCAACUCCAAAGGGUCAUUUCUGAUUACAUUCAGAUUUUCUGGCUAAUGCUUCGUAAUGUUUUAAGAGUGAGUAGAUUCUUCUAUAAAUCUCCCCAGGCCUUAAGUGUACUCCCUCUAGUUCAUAAUCUCUGUCAUUCAGAAGUUUUCAACACCACAAGAGAAGUCAACAUAAAAGGUGCUUCUAACAUGUCUACUCUUGUAUGUGAUGGAGAAUCUCAAAUUCCACAAUCUCAAAGCGUAUCAUCCUUAAGUGUACAAUCCACCCCUGAAAUAGAAAAGAAGUAUGUCCAUCAUGUUUAUGAUGCUAUUGCUCCCCAUUUUAGUUCCACCCGGUUUGCUAAAUGGCCAAAAGUUGCCACCUUUUUAUCAUCUUUGCCUUCAGGAUCUCUCAUCUUGGAUGCGGGAUGUGGCAAUGGAAAGUACUUGGGUUUGAAUCCUGAUUGCUUUUUCAUAGGAUGUGAUAUAAGUGCUCCCCUUAUCAAAAUCUGUGCAGAUAGAGGGCAUGAAGUACUUGUUGCAGAUGCUGUUAAUCUUCCUUAUAAAACAGGUUUUGGUGAUGCAGCAAUCUCUAUUGCUGUAUUACAUCAUCUAAGUACAGAGAUUCGGAGGAAAAAAGCAAUUGAAGAAUUAGUUAGAGUUGUCAGAAAGGGUGGGCUAGUUCUGAUAACAGUUUGGGCUGUAGAACAAGAGGAUCAGUUAUUGGUUGCUAAAUGGACUCCACUGACAGAAAAGUAUGAUGAAGAGUGGAUAGGACAAGGUAGUCCUCAUGCUCGUAGCCCUUCAUCCUUACUAUUAGAAAGUAUCCCAGAAAGUGAGGAGAAUAGUUCAACAGAGCCUGUAAAAGAUUCCAAGGAGAGUUCAACAGAGAAGAUGCAUGAAACUAUGCAUUUGACCUCUGAAAGUAAAAAUGAUUCAGUGGUCUUUAAACAUGAAAGGAAUACCAUGAAUCACCAGGAGUAUUUUGUUCCUUGGCAUUUACCUUAUCAUCGUGCUGAAGUAAGUGGUGUUUCUGCAUGUGCUCUUGCAAAUGGUCUGGCAAAGAAAGAUGAUAAAAAGGGUGCUGUAGUGUACAAUAGAUAUUACCAUGUUUUCAGUGAAGGCGAACUUGAAAGGUUAGUCUCAGGUAUGGACAAUGCAGUCAUUGUUGACCGAUUUUAUGACAAAUCAAACUGGUGUAUCAUUCUUGAGAAAAUAUUAUGAAAAAUUAAACUUGCUGGGAUGUCAAAGGACCUAAAUGGAUUUAUGUAGAGGGUUGCUUUCUUCCUUAAAGGAUGGGCUCUGCAAACUUUUGCACUUUCCAAGUUGAUCCAUGUGUGGUUAUGAUACUCAGUGCACUGUUUCUUACAUAUGUGGUGGAUCUGGGGAAAUGCUGGGUGUAUGUGUGUGAGCGAUUGAUCUUUGGAGGACAGAGAGAGCAGACUGAAGUGUAACAUACAUUGGUCACAAAGGAUAUGUGUUUUACCAUUACAUGGGGGAUUUGAGUAAUCCAAUGUAUUUAACAUGCAUUGACCUUGUAAGGGAUGUAUUUUUGAGGAACUUCUAUGCCUCUGUACUAACCAACAUUGGAUCAAAUUUGUCUUUCUGCUAUCAAGUUAUGCAUCAAUUUGCAUUUACACUUUUUAUUCUUAUUAAGUACCUCUAGGAUAUCAGAUAUCAUUAGAACAUAA
Molecule: messenger RNA, 1763 nt
Organism: Quercus lobata
Lineage: Eukaryota; Viridiplantae; Streptophyta; Magnoliopsida; Fagales; Fagaceae
Product: S-adenosyl-L-methionine-dependent methyltransferases superfamily protein
Exons: 3
Coding region: 142-1296 (384 amino acids)
Biological process (GO): tRNA wobble uridine modification; tRNA methylation
Cellular component (GO): cytoplasm; nucleus
Molecular function (GO): S-adenosylmethionine-dependent methyltransferase activity; tRNA (5-carboxymethyluridine(34)-5-O)-methyltransferase activity; tRNA binding
Source: RefSeq, a predicted model, not a curated record